CAAUUAAGACUGCAUCUGCCAUGGCAGGAGCUCAACAGCUCCCUCUCAAAACCCCAACCCACACUCCACCCAACGAUUUGGCUGCACCACCUUCAAUUCCCCCAAUUCCCGAUCCCGCUCGCUAAUCUCUCAGCGCUCGACGAGCGGACCAAGAAUCCAUUAAAGAUCUCUUCCUUCUUCUCCUCUAUCUUCUUCCAUCUUUCUAUUCCCCAGAAUAACACCCUGUCAUGCAUGCAUGCAUUCUUCAUCUUCUUUUUCCAUGUCCUUAGGUUGUAGAGAUGGAUAGAAACCAGAGGAGGAUGUGCCCGGUGGUUCUGGUGGUGACGGUGGUGCUCUGUUUCUGGCCGCCUCUGGCUCUCUGCCAUGGUGGCGUCGACAUGGAAGCUCUGUUGGAGAUCAAGAACUCGUUCGCGGAGGACCCCGACGGAGUGCUCGAGGAAUGGAGCAGGGGGAGCCCGGACUACUGCUCGUGGCGCGGAGUCACCUGCGACGAGGUCGUCCCGGAGGUGGUGGCGCUUAACCUCUCCUCCUGCUCCCUCGCCGGCUCCGUCUCUGCUGAACUCUCUCGGCUGCGUCGACUCGCUGCCCUCGACCUCUCCAACAACCGCCUCACCGGCCGCAUCCCGAGUCAGCUCGGGGGGAUCUCCAUGCUAUCCGCUCUCGUUCUCCACUCCAACGAUCUCUCCGGGACGAUCCCGCUCGAACUGGGCGACCUCGCCGGCCUCCGAGUCCUGCGGCUCGGAAACAACCCGGAACUAUCCGGAACGAUUCCGGACUCGCUGGGGAAGCUCGGGAACUUGACCACUCUCGCCUUGGCGCUCUGCAACCUCUCUGGGCCGAUCCCCAGUCAACUAGGCCGACUGAGUCGGCUUGAGAACCUGGUUCUCCAGCACAACCGGCUCGACGGCCCCAUUCCGCCGGAGCUCGGCGAGUUGUCGAACCUCCAGAUACUCAACUUGGCCAAUAACUCGGUCCAUGGAGAAAUUCCGAUUCAACUAGGAGAUCUGAGUCAACUCACCUACCUCAACUUGAUGUCCAACCGGCUCCACGGCGGCAUUCCGAGGUCAUUCCACAAGCUCUCCGGGCUUGUCAAUAUGGACUUGUCGAUCAACGAGCUCGAAGGCGAAUUCCCGGACGAACUCGGCCAACUGAGUCAACUUAGCUACCUUGUCUUGUCCAACAACCGCCUUUCCGGCAGUCUGCCGGAGACACUGUGCCAGAAUGCGACCAGCUUGGAACACUUGUUCUUGUCCAACAACAAUUUCUCCGGUACAAUUCCAGCCGGCUUAGCUCAAUGCCAAUCAUUGACGCAGCUGGACCUGGCCAACAACAGCUUCGCCGGGGCAAUCCCGGUCGAGCUCGGUGAGCUCGCCAGUCUCACCGAUCUAUUGCUCAACAACAACACCUUCUCUGGUUCAAUUCCCCGUGAACUCGGAAACCUCUGCAAGCUCCAAAUUUUGACUCUGUACCACAACGAGUUGCGCGGUCCGCUACCGGAGGAGAUCGGCCGGCUGCAGCAGCUCCAGAUCCUUUAUUUGUACGAGAACCAGAUCUCCGGCGAGAUUCCAGCCGCUAUCUGCAACUGUUCCAGCUUGCAAAUGAUAGAUUUCUUCGGGAACCAGUUUUCCGGAAGCAUACCGGCUUCCAUCGGCAGUCUGGGGCAGCUCAAUUUCCUCCACUUGAGGCAAAAUGACUUCUCCGGCGUGAUUCCCGCCUCGAUGGGCAACUGCCGUCACCUUCAAAUUCUCGACUUGGCCGACAACAGGCUAUCCGGCAGGAUUCCAGCAACCUUCGGCAACUUACGAGCACUCCAACAGCUCCUGCUCUACAACAAUUCACUAGAAGGAAGCGUUCCCGACGAGUUGUUCAAUUGCCAGAACAUUACCAGAGUGAACCUCUCCAACAACAAGCUCACCGGAAGCAUGCUGCCACUUUGCGGGUCGAGCUCCCUGCUCUCCUUCGACCUCACCAACAACUCCUUCGACCUCGAGAUCCCGCCGCAGCUGGGGAACUCACCGGCGCUUGAGCGAAUACGGCUCGGGAGCAACCGUAUCACCGGCGAGAUCCCGCCGCUGCUGGGGGAAAUCAGCGCGCUUUGGUUGCUUGAUUUGUCGAGCAACUCGUUGACCGGAGUGAUACCGAAAGAGCUCGCCUCGUGCCAGAAUCUGACGCACAUUGUUUUAAACAAUAACCAGCUCGCCGGCGAAGUCCCGGCUUGGCUCGGUGGCCUGCGGCAGUUGGGGGAGCUCAAGCUCUCUUCGAACAGGUUCACAGGAAAUCUUCCAAGUGAGCUCUUCGAUUGCUCGAAUCUACUAAAGCUUUCUCUCGAUGGCAACUCAGUCACUGGCACUCUCCCGCCGGAGAUCGGCAAGCUCGCAUCUCUCAAUGUGCUUGACUUGGCCCGCAACAGGCUCUCCGGUGCGAUCCCUGUCUCCAUUGUGAAGCUGAGCAAGCUUUACGAACUCCGGUUGUCGGAAAACCAGUUCUCAGGUACGGUCCUUGUCGAGUUCGGGCAGCUUCAAGAGCUGCAGAGCGCGCUUGACCUCAGCUUUAACCAGUUCAGCGGAGGAAUUCCGCCGUCCCUCGCGUCGCUCGCCAAGCUUGAAGACCUCAACCUCUCCCACAACUCCCUCACAGGCGAUGUCCCGCCGGAGAUAGCCGCAAUGAGCAGCUUGAUCACGCUCGACCUCUCGCACAACGACCUUCAUGGGAAGUUGGACCAACGAUUCGACCGCUGGCCGCCGGAGUCGUUCGUGCCAAACCGACCGCUCUGCGGAGGGCCGCUGCCGCCGUGCAACAUCGCCGGCCACCACUUCUCGAAGUUAAACUCGGCGGCAGUGGCCGCCAUCUCGGCCUCGGCGACGCUAGUCAUCCUCAUCAUCAUCAUCACCGCGGCGUUAGGAUGGCACUACAGGAAGCAGUCAGGCGAAGUGAAUUGCGCCUACUCCUCGAAGAGCUCUUCUGCGACGCGCCGAGAGCCGUUGAUGAAGGGCUCGAUGCGGCGGGAGAUCAAGUGGGAAACGAUCAUGGAGGCGACCAGCAACCUUAGCGACGAAUUCGUCAUCGGCUCCGGCGGGUCCGGCACCGUGUACAAGGCCGAGCUUGCCACCGGAGAGAAGGUGGCCGUCAAACGCAUUCUCUUCGGAUACCGAGACUCCUUGCUCCAAAACAAGAGCUUCCUCCGCGAAGUCAAGAUUCUCGGCCGCGUCCGCCACCGUCACCUCGUCAAGCUCCUUGGCUUCCUGAGCAGCGGAGACACCAGCGAGCACCUCCUGGUCUACGAGUUCAUGGAAAACGGGAGCCUGUGGGAUUGGCUCCACAAGCCCGGCGUGAGCCAGAAGAGGAAGCGCGAGCUGAGCUGGGAGGCGAGGUUGCGGAUCGCCGUUGGCCUCGCCAAGGGCGUCGAGUACCUCCACCAUGACUGCGUCCCCUGCAUCAUUCACAGGGACAUCAAGUCCAGCAACUUGCUGAUCGACGGCCACAUGGAGGCGCACCUCGGUGAUUUCGGCCUGGCCAAGGACGCCGCCGGUGAGAACUCCGGUGGAUACACCGACUCCGCCUCCUGCUUCGCCGGAUCUUACGGCUACAUCGCUCCCGAGUACGCGUACUCGAUGAAGGCCACCGUGAAGAGCGACAUCUACAGCAUCGGAAUCGUCCUCAUGGAGCUCGUGUGCGGUCUGAUGCCGACCGACCGGCGCUUCGGCGGAGACAUGGACAUGGUGCGGUGGGUGGAGUCGCGGAUAGCGUCGCUGUCGGCGGCCGAGCAGGAGGAGUUGGUGGAUACGGCGCUGAGGCCGAUGGCGCCGGUGGAGGAGGAGAGCGCGUUCGAGGUGCUCGGCGUGGCGCUGCAGUGCACUAGGACGGCGCCGGCGGAGAGGCCGAGCUCACGGCGUGUCUCCGAUCUGUUGCACCACAUUGCUUUAAAGAUCGAAAGCAGAGUGAAGAAAAUUGCAGUGUAAAAUAUUUUGGUGUUUUAUUGAAAAAUAAAUUUUAGAUUUCGAUUCACGUUUAGAUUGUUGUUGAUUUUUAUGAUCUUUCUUGAUCAUUCCUUCUGUCAUUUUAACAAAAGAUACAAUUGCCCCGGGCACGGUGCAGCAGUAAUACAUUUCAGUGACCAGCGGAAUAGUAUCUACCUAUAGUAGGAUUAUGAAUCAGAAUUUGUAAAAUCGUCAUCUAGAAGC
Molecule: messenger RNA, 4181 nt
Organism: Zingiber officinale
Lineage: Eukaryota; Viridiplantae; Streptophyta; Magnoliopsida; Zingiberales; Zingiberaceae
Product: LRR receptor-like serine/threonine-protein kinase GSO1
Exons: 2
Coding region: 279-3959 (1226 amino acids)
Biological process (GO): protein phosphorylation
Molecular function (GO): protein kinase activity; ATP binding; receptor serine/threonine kinase binding
Source: RefSeq, a predicted model, not a curated record